Lethenteron reissneri (Far Eastern brook lamprey) is the source of this 1557-nucleotide messenger RNA. RefSeq names its product V-type proton ATPase 21 kDa proteolipid subunit c''. Gene Ontology annotation, molecular function: proton-transporting ATPase activity, rotational mechanism. Gene Ontology annotation, biological process: proton transmembrane transport. The record is from RefSeq and is a predicted model, not a curated record. Gene Ontology annotation, cellular component: proton-transporting V-type ATPase, V0 domain. Lineage: Eukaryota; Metazoa; Chordata; Hyperoartia; Petromyzontiformes; Petromyzontidae.
CGUGCGCCGUGCGUGCGGACCGUCACGAAGUCACGUGACAGAGACGGUCCCCGGCCAGAGGAAGAAGCGAAGCGAGAGAGACGGCGACCGGGGAGGGAGAAAUUAACGAUUGGAGAUUAACGCUCAAACAUCAUCAUCAUUACCAUGGCCGCGCUCUCUCUUCUCUACGGCGGAGUCUCGCUCGCCUUCUGGAGCACGCUCACCAUCGUGGGGAUUUGCUACACCAUCUUCGACCUCGGAUUCCGGUUCGACAUCGGAUGGUUCCUGACCGAGACGUCCCCGUACAUGUGGGCCAACCUUGGGAUCGGCCUCGCCAUUUCGCUGUCCGUGGUCGGAGCUGCCUGGGGCAUCUACAUGACCGGCUCGAGCAUCAUCGGCGGCGGAGUGAAGGCACCGCGCAUCCGCACCAAGAACCUGGUCAGCAUCAUCUUCUGCGAAGCUGUCGCCAUCUAUGGAAUCAUCAUGGCCAUCGUCAUCAGCAACCUCGCCGAGCCUUUUAAAGGAGCCAUCCCUGAGCUCAUUGGUAACCGCAACUACCACGCAGGCUACGCUAUGUUCGGGGCCGGCCUCACCGUGGGCUUCUCGAACCUGUUCUGCGGAGUGUGCGUGGGGGUGGUGGGGAGCGGAGCGGCGCUUGCCGACGCGCAGAACGCUUCUCUCUUCGUCAAGAUCCUCAUCGUGGAGAUCUUCGGCAGCGCCAUCGGCCUCUUCGGCGUCAUCGUCUCCAUCCUGCAGACAUCGAAAGUGAAAAUGGGAGACUGAGCCAUACAAGUGACAGCUGCUGUUGGUGACCAGAACACACGUUCAGUCCACAACCAGCGAACGCACGACUCCUAACCCUAAUCCCAUGCGCAUACACUUACACACGUACAUACAUAUAUACACACGAGCUGGUACACGAGCCACACACUGUCAUACAUUAGACACACAACCAUUACACAUAGACCCACACACAACCCACACACACCCACAAUAUACACGCCGCAAAGACAUAUACACCCACACAUACAUCAUUCACAUACACAUGUAUACCCACUCACUUACGCACAUAUCCCACUCACACAUGCAAAGACACACACACAUCAACCCACACAAAUACACACAACCCACAUGCAUAUACACACACACACCGUACAUGUGCACGCACACACCCCUAUACACCAACUCCCCCGCAUGAUGCCCACGCAUACAUGCAUUCACAUACGCACACCCCGCGUGAACAUCCACCCCACACACACACACACCCUGCACACACACUUCUUGCACACACACACAUCUGCCUAAGGACACCUAAGAGCACGCUCUCUGGAAACUCCCCCUGUCGAAGCUUAACACUGGGCGGCCACCGCUUAAAUCACCACAGCCACAGCGUUAUUCGUGACUGCAGAGCGGUCUGCUGCACGAGAGGCAUCCUCGCUCCUCUGCCGGCACCUGAAGGCUCUCCGAGACAUUUCGAUUCAAUCCACGCCGAUCGCAGCUGUUUCCGAGGGAUUGAGAUGAGAGAGUCUAUUUAAGAUUUAACCUACCCAACGAGGUAUUGUAGGUGAGAGACCACUU